This is a messenger RNA of Bombus terrestris (buff-tailed bumblebee), 945 nucleotides long. RefSeq names its product cell division protein ZipA. The transcript has 3 exons. The coding region runs from base 87 to 605 and encodes 172 amino acids. The record is from RefSeq and is a predicted model, not a curated record. NCBI's taxonomy places the organism in Eukaryota, Metazoa, Arthropoda, Insecta, Hymenoptera, Apidae.
GGAAACGGUCGCCCAUAUAGAAGUGCGUCGCGUUGCGGCCGCCAGUUUCGUUCAGCUCUUAUCCCGAAUUCACCUACACCUUCGACAUGAAGUUCCUUGUUUUAAUAUUGGCCGUGGUGCCCAUUUAUGCUACUGGUGAUGUAUUUGGUGACCUUUUGGGACAAGAAUUUCAAUACGCUACCAUUGACCACGUUCGCGACAGAAGGCAAGCUGGUCACUUACGUACAGUGAACCAAGCACCAGCUCAGAUCCAGCAACUUUUACACGCACAGCAAUUUCGUCCACCCGUAGUGCCAAUUCCGGCGCAACCAAUUCCAAAACUGGGACCAGCUCAGCCUAGCCAACCUCAGCAGCUAUCGCAGGCGCAGGUCUCGCAAUACCGGCCGCAAGUGCAAUUUGCUUCUGGCGUCCAGCAACCGGACUAUAGAUCAAUUCCAUUGGGCGGCGGCCAGAAACCAAUUCUUCCGCAGCAACCGCAGUAUCGCCCUCUUCCACAGCAAAAUUUUAACGCCGCGCCGCAGUACUCGUCCAAAUUACCACCACAUAUUCAACAAUUGUUGCAAUUCCAAAACAAUCUGAGUAACUCAAUCCCUCGAAGAGCGUAAUCAAACUUGAAAGGUGGUUGUAAGAUUGCUGUAUAGAACUUUUGUUUGGUCAUCAAAAGUGAUAUUUUUGGUUUUCAUUUGAAAGUCGUACUUUUGCAUGAUAACUGAUUUUUGUAUAUUUUUUCUUGUUAAAAGGUUUGAAAGUAAAAAUUUGAAUGUUCAGUAGAAAAUAAAAGAAAGCGAAGUAGAGCGUUUAGCAGAUUUGGUUAAUUAUUUUUUGACAGGAUUCAUGAAAUUAUUGGUAAAUUGAGAAUAGGAUUUCUUAAGAUUUUCGAAUGUUGGUUUUGAAUGCUAAAUAUUACAGAUGUUAAGAUAUUUUAGGUUGUUAUAUUGGUAUUUG